AUGUGGACAGGGAGCGCGUACCUGGAUUACUUCGCCGCCGAGUGCCUAGUGGCCAUCGCCGCGGGCGCUGUGGUGCACGGCCACCGGCCGGACCCCGAGGGCGCGGGCGCCGCCACAGCAGGCGUCCAGGAGGGGGAGGCGCGACCCGAGCGCUCUGGCCUGGGACCCCCGGGGCCCGCAGUGCUGCCUGAGCUCUCCUGGGCCCCCGCACCCAACCCAGGCGAGCCAACCACGGCUGCGUCCCACCUGUUGGCUGCCAACGUCCUGGCAGAGUGGCGCGGCGCCUUCGAAGAGGGCUCUGCGGGGCCCGCGGGGGUCCCUUCCCCAGCUCCUGUCCCUCGAGUCCUGGGGCCGCUUGCCACCACCAGACCAGCUCCAGCUCCUGGUGCAGCUGCACUAUCUGACCCGGCGCGCUCCUGGGCUGCGGGUUCUAGCGCAUCCUCCUACCCUGGUGUUUAUCCAGGUAUCCCGGGUCCCCUGGGGGUCCGGCCUACUCCCACGGUGGGUACAAGCACCCGCAGGCGGCCUGUCACUCCCGCUGCCAAGCGCCACCGCUGCUCCUUCUUGGGCUGCAACAAAGCUUACUACAAAUCAUCACAUCUGAAGUCCCACCAGCGCACCCACACAGGUGAGCGGCCUUACUGCUGUAACUGGCUCGACUGCGACAAGAAGUUUACGCGUUCUGAUGAGCUGGCACGCCAUUACAGGACCCACACAGGUGAGAAACGCUUCUCCUGCCCCCUCUGCCCCAAGCAGUUCUCCCGCAGCGACCACCUGACGAAGCACGCCCGUCGACACCCAGCCUAUCGUCCUGACAUGAUAGAGUACCGGGGGCGUCGUCGCAAUGCCCAGCCUGCAACCCCAGGGGCCAUCUUGGAACCAGGCCAAGUCAACGACUUCAGCACCUGCUUGUAG
Messenger RNA from Elephantulus edwardii (Cape elephant shrew), 915 nucleotides. It is a transcript of the gene KLF14, whose product is annotated as Kruppel-like factor 14. Gene Ontology annotation, biological process: regulation of transcription by RNA polymerase II. Lineage: Eukaryota; Metazoa; Chordata; Mammalia; Macroscelidea; Macroscelididae. The record is from RefSeq and is a predicted model, not a curated record. Gene Ontology annotation, molecular function: DNA-binding transcription factor activity, RNA polymerase II-specific; RNA polymerase II cis-regulatory region sequence-specific DNA binding. The transcript has a single exon. Bases 1 to 915 code for a protein of 304 amino acids.